Molecule: messenger RNA, 2728 nt
Organism: Petromyzon marinus (sea lamprey)
Lineage: Eukaryota; Metazoa; Chordata; Hyperoartia; Petromyzontiformes; Petromyzontidae
Source: RefSeq, a predicted model, not a curated record
AAGCAGCCGCUUCCAGCAGCAGUCUCCACAGCACCGCUUUGCUGCUGCGACCCAGACAUACGCCGUUUGCAUCGGUCUCUUCGAGCUCUCCGAGAUGAACCGCCUGCUGCUGGCGAGCCUCUGCGCCUGCCUGGUUGCCGUGUCGUCCGUUCCCGUGCCGGCGACUUUGCUGACAACAGAUGAUAGCGUGGCUAGGUGCGUCGGUGAGGUGGUCACUCGCGCCAUCUCGGAAGCCAGCCCUGCGCCCGCCACGGAAAACUGCCUCCGCGUGUUGCGAGAAGAUGAAAGAAUUAAUGGCUUUCUUCAUCGUAAAGAUUUAAUCCAAGUGCUGCAGCAACUCUCCAGGCACGCUGAACUAAUUGAAGCUCCGCGCCAACAAGAGGCCGAGAGAACGGCGGUGCCGGACGCCUGGGCCAAUCGCCCGGUUGAAAGUGACCAAGGGGGAGAGGAUCCGCUGGGAGGCGCGGGAGAGUGGGUCCAGCACGGCGGGGAGGGGGCGCGUGAAGGGGUGGCAGGAAUGGGGAGAGUGACCAAGGGAGAACGCGCGCAUCUCGUCAAGCAGGGGGGACCAGGCGAUGGGGCUACACGUGACGAUGACGAUGAUGAUGAUACAUCGGCAGCCGUCGAUAAAAGAAACGUAAAUUACAGGAACCGCGGUGGGAGCCGACGCGGAAGUGAAGGUCUUGGAAUCGAGGCGAGGAACGUUGAGACGGGAUACGAGCUGCGUGGAGAUGGCCUUGAGCACAACGCCGCUGAGCCUCGCGUAGUCACGAAGGGCGACGGCGUCGACGAUGACGACGACGACGACACCCGCGAACGUGCCCGUGGGGACGGGGCGACGCGGUCGAUUGAAAGAGAAGACGGCGAAGACGGCCGAGAUUAUCAAACCGGGGGGGGGCAUCUCGAAGGCGCGAGAUUUUCCCGGCAUCCCAGCGACGAACGUGAAAGCGAACGACCCGCGCCGCUGACGCUUUCUGAACAGGAACGGAACGCGGCUCCUAACCACCGCGAAGGCGAUGACGACGACCGCCACCAGAAUGCCGGUGGAGGCCAUGGAGAAGCGGAGGAAGGGAGAAGCUCGAGGGCAACGGAUCUAAGAGCCGGCUUGCGGGAGCGCCGUGGACGAGAGGGCGAGUCGGAGGGCGAGAAGGUGGAGGAGGAGCUCAUACGGAUGACCCUGCAGAGCGCUGGUGGGAAGGCGAGCAUGGGGGGUCCCAGUCGAGAUGCCGCAGACGAUGCCACCACUGCCGCCACCGCCGCGUUGCUUCCUGCGGAGAGGGAACGGAGUGACGACGCGCCCGGCGUUACGCUGGCGCUUGGCGACGCAGCGGUUGCAAAGCGAGAAUCUGCUGCUGCUGCUGCUGCUGCUGCUGGUAGUGGUGGUACCGCCGCCACGCGCCAGGCGGGAAGGGAGAUCGGUUCGGAGGGAUUCGUGGGAAAUCCCCACGGAGCCACGGAUCGUGGCAGUCGUGCGGCCUGGAGCAGCAGCGAAGAGGACAAAGAACUCGCAGAAAUCGCAGCGAUGGAGUUGGAACUGGAGAGCAUCGUUCAUAAAAUUGAAGAUCUCAAGAGAGGGUAAACAUGCUUAAGUGCUUGGUCACUGUUAACUUUUUUCUUAAAUUAUCUUUUUGGAAGAUUUGAAAACCGGGUGGUUUGGGAGAUUUGUAAACACUUUUAAUAGGUUUUUUUUAAUUAUAUAUGAAGUAUUGAAGCAACAAAAAAAUACUUGGACUGAAAGUUUGAUGUUAGCGCAUUUUGUUGACUCGCUCGAAGAGAGAGGCAAUACUUUAUACAUGUCCUGUGUGCUAUAUAUUUAAUCAUUUUCAGUCGCACACGGGAGACCUGACAAUCGUUUUAACCCUUUCCCAUUCCAAUGAUGUACGUCAUCAGUUUUGCAGGAAGAAAACUAAACUUAAAAGUACGUAACUUUAUCGGUACCGAGGCUCCCACAUGGCAAUGCGGGAGGGCGGUGUGGCACAGUUUUUGGCGCCUGCUAUCGUACAGUGUGUGGUCGUGUCGCCACAGUCUCUGCGGUGAUCGCGAUGUCAUUUAAAAACCAUCUUCGCCACGCCUCUCUCAAUAAAGUGAACGCGAAACCGAUUGCGCGUUCCGAGAUUCGUUGGUGUAUGGGCCGCCCGCCCGUCGUGCAACUCGAGACGAGCGCUCAGGUGACGCGGUAACGCCGUGCCCCCCUGGGUGCGUCCGACGUCGGGCGUGACGAUCGACGUCGUCAUUCCCGCCCCCCAAACUAACCUUGGCCACGAAGCAGAUUCGGAUGCCUUUCUUGUGACGGCAAAUGACAUUAGCACGGUUUAGUUCCGGCCCGGGGAGACGGAAAAGAGGCAGUGGCGAGGGAAAAGACGACCCCGCAACCGUGACUGGCAAACCCGGCGCUGGUUCGGUUCGGGUGUGCCGGUGGAAAAAGAGCGGCACGGUGACAAUCGUGGUUCGCCUUUCCGUCCAAACGCACGCUGGGUCAAUGGCUCCCCGCUGACUUGAAACCCGUCUUGGCAGGCGUCUGCGCGUUUGUGUGCGCACGCCGUUUCCUGUACGUUCCGUGUCUUUCUUGUUCAUGGGUUCUCGUCUCUGUGGCGUCCGAGGUGGGCAGUCGCAGAACAAUGUGUAAAUCGCACAAACGCAUUAUUGCUCGCUUGUCCUCCUUCUGUGCGUUGUUCUACAAAGAAAUAAAUUCCUAUUUGACGACGAAACAAAUGGUAAUGUGGUUUUU